Molecule: messenger RNA, 396 nt
Organism: Vittaforma corneae ATCC 50505
Lineage: Eukaryota; Fungi; Microsporidia; Nosematidae
Exons: 1
Coding region: 1-396 (131 amino acids)
Source: RefSeq, a predicted model, not a curated record
AUGUUUUGUCCUGAGUUUGAGCUAAAUAGUGAAACAAAGCAUGCGGGAACUAAUGAGACCGAAGAAGCAAUGGAAGGGGCACAUCAGCAUUUAAAUAGCUCUUCAAGCAAUAGUGAUGUUAAAGAUGAGAUCAAGAAUGGGCUCUACACCAAAACUGGAGACUUUAUAUUUGAAAAUAGGGAAUUCAAUAACCACGAUAAAGAGCAGACAGCCGCUGACUCGCAAACCAUAGCAAUUCCUAAUGCACAUGAAAUAAAGUCUUCACCUGAGAUUUCAUUUGGGCAGGAUACCUUGAAUAUGGUUGAUGAGUUUAUGAAGAACGAGGCUAUUGCUCAGACUAAUACUAAAAAAAGGAACGUGGUGGGUGAGAUAUUGAGGAGGUUAUUCUGUUGUUGA